This is a messenger RNA of Tauraco erythrolophus (red-crested turaco), 2922 nucleotides long. NCBI's taxonomy places the organism in Eukaryota, Metazoa, Chordata, Aves, Musophagiformes, Musophagidae. The record is from RefSeq and is a predicted model, not a curated record.
CGGGCCAGCCUGCGAGGGGUCCUGCGCCGCACCUUGCGCUUUCUCCAUGCCCACCCCAGUGAGGCCGUGCUCAUGCGCAUCAAGGAAGAGCUGCCCAUCUUCUCCCGACCUGGCUUUGCCACCCAGCUGCACCGCUGCUUGCUGGAGGAGGGACGGGACCGCGUGUGGUGCCGAGAGGAGGUGCCAACACUGGGCCAGGCACGGGGGAAGAUCGUGGUGCUGGAGGCACUGGCGCAGGAGGUGCUGGGUAUCCCCUACGAGCAGCUGAGCAUCAGUGAUGCCUGGAACGUGCUCUCGCUGGAGCGCAAGUGGGAGGUGGCCCGCUUCGUGAACCCCCGCUGCUACCAGCACCUGCGGCGCCGGAGGGGGCAGCCUGUGCGCUGGGGGGUGGUCAUCAUGGAUUUCCCCGGGGCAGGGCUCCUCCGGCUCAUCGUGGAGAGCAAUGCCGUGUGGGCUGGCGGACACACCACAGCAGCCCCCGGCACCCCCACGGCUCUGGGCUCUCGCGGCAUCUGCUACCUGGGCAUCGCUGCCAUCGCAUGGGGCAUGGUGACGUGGGUGGAGGUGGGUGCCUGGAUGUACCACUACAGCACCCAAGAGGACUACACGUGGGAGCAGGCCAGGAACUACUGCCAGACCUUCUUCACCGACCUGGUGGCGAUCCAGAACAAGCAGGAGAUCGAGUACCUCAACAAUAGCCUGCCGUUUCACAAGCGUUACUACUGGAUUGGCAUCCGCAAGCUGGGUGGCACCUGGACCUGGGUGGGCACCAAGAAGGUGCUGACAAAAGAGGCGGAGAACUGGGCAGCCAAGGAGCCCAACAACCGCCGCUCCAAUCAGGACUGCGUGGAGAUCUACAUCAAGCGGCCGCAGGAGUCAGGCAAAUGGAAUGACGAGCCCUGCAACCGGAAGAAAAAGGCACUGUGCUACCAAGCCUCCUGCCAGCCUUUCCCGUGCAGCCAGCACGGUGAGUGCGUGGAGACCAUCGGAAGCUACCGCUGCGAGUGCUACCCAGGCUUCCGUGGCCCCGAGUGCGAGGAUGCUGUGCCGUGUACUGAGCUGGAACCCACGGGCGUGCACAUGAACUGCAGCCAUCCCUUCGGAGACUUCCGCUACAACUCCACCUGCGAGUUCGAGUGCCAGGAGGGGUUCGAGCGGCGAGGGGCGGGCACGCUGCGGUGCCUGGCAUCCCAGCGGUGGUCAGCAGACACCCCCACGUGCACAGCCACCACCUGCCCCGUGCUCAGUGCUCCAGUCCGAGGAGACCUGAACUGCUCCCACCUCCAUGGGAACUUCACCUUUGGCUCCACGUGUGCCUUCUCCUGCCAGACGGGGUUUGCACUGAUGGGAUCAGAGAGCCGCGAGUGCACGGCCACAGGGACUUGGACAGGGGAUGCCCCACAAUGUGAAGCCAUCACCUGCCCAGUGCUCAGCACGCCAGACUGGGGAGAGCUGAACUGCUCCCACCUCCACGGGGACUUUGCCUUUGGCUCCACAUGUGCCUUCUUCUGCCAGACGGGGUUUGCACUGAUAGGGUCAGAGAGCCGCAAGUGCAUGGCCACAGGGACCUGGACUGGGGAUGCCCCACACUGUGAAGCCAUCAUGUGCCCGGUGCUCAGUGCUCCAGAGCGGGGAGAGCUGAACUGCUCCCACCUCCACGGGGACUUUGCCUUUGGCUCCAUGUGUGUCUUCUCCUGCCAGACGGGGUUUGCACUGACAGGGCCAGAGAGCCGCAACUGCACAGCCACAGGGACCUGGACUGGGGAUGCCCCACGAUGUGAAGCCAUCACCUGUCCAGUGCUCAGUGCUCCAGACUGGGGAGAGCUGAACUGCUCCCAUCUCCACGGGAACUUCACCUUUGGCUCUACAUGUGCGUUCUCCUGCCAGACGGGGUUUGCACUGAUGGGGCCAGAGAGCCACGAGUGCACAGCCACAGGGAUUUGGACAGGGGAUGCCUCACGAUGCGAAGCCAUCACCUGCCCAGCGCUCAGCGUGCCAGACUGGGGAGAGCUGAACUGCUCCCACCCCCAUGGGGACUUCGCCUUCAGUUCCACAUGUGCGUUCUCGUGCCAAAUGGGAUUUGCAUUAGUGGGGCCAGAGCGCCGCGAGUGCACGGCCACAGGGACCUGGACUGGGGACUCUCCACAAUGUAAAGCCAUCACCUGCCCAGUGCUCAGUGCUCCACUCAGAGGAGACCUGAACUGCUCCCACCUCCACGGGGACUUUGCCUUUGGCUCCACAUGUGCCUUCUCCUGCCAGAUGGGGUUUGCAUCGAUAGGGUCGGAGAGACGUGAGUGCACGGCCACAGGGACCUGGACUGGGGAUGCCCCACACUGUGAAGCCAUCAAAUGCUCAGCACUGGCCACCCCCGAGAUGGGCCAUGCUGCCUGCUCCCACCUCCAUGGAGACUUUGCGUUCGGCUCCACAUGUGCCUUCUCCUGCCAGACAGGGUUUGUGCUGAUGGGGCCAGAGAGCCGCGAGUGCACAGCCGCAGGGACCUGGACUGGGGAUGCCCCACAGUGCAAAGCCAUCAGCUGCCCAGUGCUGGACCCCCCCAGCAGAGGCCAACUGAACUGCUCUCAUGUGCACGGGAACUUCACAUACAACUCCACAUGCACGUUUUCCUGCGAGGAAGGCUUUGUUCGGAUGGGAGCAGAGGUGCUCCAUUGCACGGCCACAGGGAACUGGACCAGGCAUCCCCCUGUCUGCGCAGAGGACAGUGCCCCCUUCUUAAAGCAAGUUCUGGCUUACAGCAGUGGCACGGCUCUGGCGGUAGCUGGCAUCGUGCUCUUGGGGACGCUCAUUGCCCUCCUCGCCAAGCGGCUCAGUGACAGAGAGGAGAAGAAGAAGCUCCUGAACCCCACCAGUGACCUUGGAUCGCCGGGCAUCUUCACCAACGCAGCGUACGAUGCAAACCUCUAA